CGCGCGCGCGCGGCGGCGGGGCUGAGCUGAGGUAAGCGCGGGGCGAGCAGGCGCCAGCGCCAGAGGAAGUACGGACCGGACCGAGCGCCGCCGCACCGCCGGGACCAACCACCGCCGCCGUCGCAUCGCCUCCCGCUCCGAUGGCGGCUGCCAAGGAAGCUCACGAGGAGCACGACACCUCCACAGAGAACGUGGACGACUCCAACCACGAUCCGCAGUUUGAGCCCAUAGUGUCUCUUCCUGAGCAGGAGAUCAAGACCCUUGAAGAAGAUGAAGAAGAGCUCUUUAAGAUGCGGGCCAAGCUGUUCCGAUUUGCCUCUGAGAAUGACCUUCCAGAAUGGAAAGAGCGAGGGACAGGCGACGUGAAGCUGCUGAAACACAAGGAGAAAGGGACGAUUCGCCUGCUCAUGAGAAGGGACAAAACUCUGAAGAUCUGUGCAAAUCACUAUAUAACACCAUUGAUGGAGCUGAAGCCCAACGCAGGCAGUGACAGGGCCUGGGUCUGGAACACACACGCUGACUUUGCUGAUGAAAGUCCCAAGCCUGAACUGCUGGCGAUUCGAUUCCUAAAUGCAGAAAAUGCCCAGAAGUUUAAGGCAAAGUUUGAAGAAUGCAGGAAUGAGAUAGAAGAACGAGAAAAGAGAGCAGGAGCAGGCAAAGAAAACACCGAUAAAGUGGUGGAGAAGUUGUCGGAGCUGUCGGUGAAGGAGGAGGAGGAGAAGGAGAAAGAGAAGGAGGAGAAGGAGAAGGAAGGCAGCCAAGAGCCUGAGAGCCCCUCGGCGCCCGAGAAGGAGACCAAGGACCAGGACGUGUUACUGCAAUAAAUCAUCUCGCGGGCCUCGCCUUCUUUCCUUUUAUUUUCUUUAUUUUUGUUUCAUUUUGUUUGUUUUUUUUUUUUACAAGGGACUUUAUAAAAAGAACUGAAUUCCAGCCUCCAGGUUGUUUUCUAAGCUUUUACCCUUUCGAAGAUGUCUUCAGCAAACCCAUUCCCAGUCACAUGUACUGCGCUCGUAACAUUCUUUUCCAUAGUGGAAACACUUAUUUAUAGUGCAUCCAAAAGAGUGAAUAAACCGUUUGAAAGCUGCCUCCCAGGA
This is a messenger RNA of Phascolarctos cinereus (koala), 1094 nucleotides long. RefSeq names its product RAN binding protein 1 (gene RANBP1). Gene Ontology annotation, cellular component: cytoplasm; nuclear pore; centrosome. The record is from RefSeq and is a predicted model, not a curated record. Gene Ontology annotation, molecular function: GTPase activator activity. Gene Ontology annotation, biological process: positive regulation of mitotic centrosome separation; nucleocytoplasmic transport. NCBI's taxonomy places the organism in Eukaryota, Metazoa, Chordata, Mammalia, Diprotodontia, Phascolarctidae.